GCAUCGGCGGCUAGACGACGCACAUACGGCGGCGGCGACGGCGACGGCGGCGGCGGCGGUUCCGGCGUCUCUCCUUGCAUCUCCGUCGGCUCGCGCGUGUCUUCGAAAUCAUGCGUAUGGUAGCGAUAGUGUUGGUGAUCGUCGCGGGGUCCUUCGUCGUAGCGACCGUAGCGGCGUCCAAGGAUCGCAAUUAUCCCCAUUUCUUUAAGCACCGGACGAGGCUGAGGGAGAUCCGCGGUUUCAAACCAGAGUACAUCUCCACGGCGAUUGGAUUCGGGAAGAGGGACAAUCCGGCGGAUGCCCCGGAUCUCAGCGGGCGCGAGAGAGACCUGUUGUCGUCUCUGAGGAACCUCCCGCGUGUCGUGUCCACGGACGCGCUACUCCGGAUGAUGCAGACGAAUCCCGCGUUGGCUGGCAAACUGACGCGGCUCUCGAUGCAAAGCGACCAGGGCGAUCAGGAGGAACCGAUGACGGAACCCUCGAGGCCCGGGAGGACGUUCGAGCUGUUUUAAAGUCCCUGCGAUCGAGACGCGAACGGCGAGUUUUCGGAGGGACGCCCAUCUUAGAGUCUCAGACGAAACGUUCGAUAUUACCCUGGAAGCAUAUGCGUUGUUCUUAUUACAUUUCUCGAGUCUUCGCGCGAGUAUCGUGUAGAUGCUUAUUAUUCUUGCCUCCCUCGUAUUGUUUCUCCGCGAUGAAGGUGCGCGUAGGAACGGUUAGGAGGAGGGACGUCUUUCCUUUUUCUUUCACCCGACAGUCGAUCGAUAUACGAUUAAACUUUGUCCUAGAAUGAUGUCCAAUAUACGUUUAUAUCAAUAGAUGAAUUGUAUAAUUGACUGUUUCUCUCCUUUGUUUUCAACGUUGAAGAAUAUAUGUGUGUAAAAUUGAGGAAAGUAGAUGGGAAAAAUAAAUGCACAUUCUCCUCUUUAGAA
Molecule: messenger RNA, 932 nt
Organism: Vollenhovia emeryi
Lineage: Eukaryota; Metazoa; Arthropoda; Insecta; Hymenoptera; Formicidae
Exons: 3
Coding region: 111-512 (133 amino acids)
Source: RefSeq, a predicted model, not a curated record